AUGUGGCCAUUUAAUCAUAUAUGGGAAGAUCCUGAUCCGGCACCCAACGCGGUACUCCGCGUGCCGAUAUCCGAGGUUUGGGUUUACGUCUACAAAAAGGAGCGAAAAUAUGUAAAUUUGAAAGAUCGGGGGACGGGAAUACUACAAACUAAGAAUUGGAUGGAUAAUUUCAUGUCGAAACUUCGUCCCAAGACUCCGCCUGGUAUGUGCGUAGUAUUGGAAAAACGGCUGAUAAAAAAGUGCUUGAUCACAAUCUACAAGAAAAAAAGAAUAUAUAUGCUUAGAAUAAUGGGCAAACUUAGACUAAAAGUUGUCUUUUCUUUUUUUGCUAUCAACUAUCCUAAAACAUAA
Messenger RNA from Melanaphis sacchari, 351 nucleotides. RefSeq lists its product as uncharacterized. The transcript is spliced from 2 exons. NCBI's taxonomy places the organism in Eukaryota, Metazoa, Arthropoda, Insecta, Hemiptera, Aphididae. The record is from RefSeq and is a predicted model, not a curated record. Bases 1 to 351 code for a protein of 116 amino acids.